Messenger RNA from Bacidia gigantensis, 804 nucleotides. RefSeq lists its product as uncharacterized. The record is from RefSeq and is a predicted model, not a curated record. The transcript is spliced from 2 exons. Bases 1 to 804 code for a protein of 267 amino acids. NCBI's taxonomy places the organism in Eukaryota, Fungi, Ascomycota, Lecanoromycetes, Lecanorales, Ramalinaceae.
AUGAGGUCUAGCCUGUUUGCACUUUUUGCCAUAUGCAACGCUCUUCAAUGUCUAGGAAUCGCAAUCAAGCAACCAUCCUUGCCGAACAGAGCUUCUAAAUCAAACUCUACAAUCGUGGAAAGCACGCCCAUCUACCCAAUCGAUGAAGCAGCAGACAGCUCCCAAAAGCUCAGACUAGCGAAGAGACAAGGCAAUUACCAACGUCGAAUCGAAAACUGCCCUGAAGAUGCCCCGCCUGGCACAUCUCCAGACUGGGACGCUUUCUACCAAUCCUCAUGUACUGGCCCUGGCGUAGGCGAAUACGACAUUGAAUGUCUGAACCACGAUCAUUGGGGUGAAGGUGGCGGCAUUCAAACGUUCCACUACAGCUGCCGACCGGGAGAGUUCUGCCUGGAUGGUGGCAGCGACAGCGACGGGAACAGAAACAUUCUCUGGGACGUCGCUAUCUGCGUUUCUUAUGAAGACGUCAUUAGCCUCGCUCGUGACGCAAAGGAGCCCGUUGGUCAGAAGAUUUUCGGUAUGAACCCUACGACUGCUUAUCCUCCGGCUAGUUCUAGGCAGGAGGUCGUGCUGUCAACACAACAGAAGACCGGUCCGUUGUAUGUCGCAAAACAGAUUAGCCUGCAAGCUCAGGACGCGACUAGUAAGCCUCUGGGUCCUCCGAAGACUUGCGGAGCUUGUUCGCGCUUGGACUAUGACCCGUGGCCUCAGGGUACGGAUAGAUUCGUGGGAACGGUACAGUUGGCAAAGCCACAAGAUGAGCCUUGGGUCAAGGCUAUGGCUUUUCACCACGAUGAGCUCUGA